This is a messenger RNA of Cordyceps fumosorosea ARSEF 2679, 1251 nucleotides long. Its product is annotated as NAD(P)-binding domain protein. Gene Ontology annotation, biological process: NADPH regeneration. Gene Ontology annotation, molecular function: nucleotide binding; oxidoreductase activity. Gene Ontology annotation, cellular component: cytoplasm. Bases 1 to 1251 code for a protein of 416 amino acids. The record is from RefSeq and is a predicted model, not a curated record. NCBI's taxonomy places the organism in Eukaryota, Fungi, Ascomycota, Sordariomycetes, Hypocreales, Cordycipitaceae. The transcript is spliced from 2 exons.
AUGGCGGCACCUCUCAACGUCCUAAUGAUUGGUACCGGCGAGUACACCACUGGCUUCGUCGGUACCGGUGGCUCAGCCUCGGACAAGAAGGUCGGUGUUGUCGGCCUCACCCUCUUUGACCUGCGCCGCCGCGGCAAGGUUAACAAGCUCGGCAUGGUUGGAGUCAACGGCACAAAGUUCCCCGCCAUCCGCCAGCACCUUGAUAAGAACAUCACCCAGGUCUACAAUGGCCUUGACAUCUCGUUUGACUCCUUCCCCGCCAAUGACCAAAAGGAUCCCGACGCCUACAAGGCCGCCAUCGACGGCCUCAAGCCCGGUGACGCCAUCACCAUCUUCACCCCGGACCCGACGCACUUCCCCAUCGCUUUGUACGCCAUCGAGCGUGGCGUGCACGUCCUCAUCACCAAGCCGGCCGUCAAGCUGCUCGACGACCACCAGGAGCUGAUCCGGCGCGCCGAGGCCAAGGGCGUUUACGUCUUUAUCGAGCACCACAAGCGCUUUGACCCGGCCUACUCUGACGCGCGCUUCAAGGCCAAGACGCUCGGCGACUUCAACUACUGGUACUCGUACAUGUCGCAGCCCAAGUACCAGCUCGAUACCUUCAAGGCCUGGGCCGGCCGCGAGUCGGACAUCUCCUACUACCUCAACAGCCACCACGUCGACAUCUGCGACUCCAUGGUGCAGGACCGCUACGUGCCCGUCAAGGUGUCGGCGUCGUCGUCCAAGGGCGUCGCCGUCGCCCGCGGCUGCGCCGACGAGACCGAGGACACCAUCUCGGUGCUCGUUACCUGGGCUAAGAAGGACGACCCGAGCAAGCGCGCCGUCGGCGUGUACACCGCGUCCUGGACGGCUCCGGAGCGCGCAGGCGUCCAUACCAACCAGUACUUCCACUACCUGGCCGCCGACGGCGAGAUCCGCGUGGACCAGGCGCACCGCGGCUACGACGUCGCCGACGACAGCGCCGGACAGCUGCAGUGGUUCAACCCCUUCUACAUGCGCUACGCGCCCGACGAGGACGGCAACUUCAACGGCCAGACGGGCUAUGGCUACAUCUCGAUUGAGAAGUUUGUUGACGGCUGCCGUGCCGUUAACGAGGGACGCCUGACGCCCGCGGACCUCGAUGCCAAGGGCCUGCCGACGCUGCGCAACACGAUUGCAACGACGGCGAUCCUGCAUGCCGGCCGCAAAAGUAUCGAUGAGGGCCGCGAGGUUGAGAUUGUGGUGGAGAAUGGUGUCUGGAAGCUGGUCUAA